AUGAAUGCAACUGGUGCUGGUUACCCGCUGGCUUCUCUUUAUGUUGGUGACCUCCAUACUGAUGUCACUGAAGCAAUGCUGUAUGAAAAGUUUUCCCCGGCAGGACCAAUCCUAUCCAUCAGAGUUUGCCGUGAUAUUUCCACACGUAGAUCUCUUGGGUAUGCAUAUAUAAAUUUCCAGCAACCUGCUGAUGCUGAGCGGGCGUUGGAUACAAUGAACUUUGAAGUAAUCAAAGGCAAGCCGAUUCGAAUCAUGUGGUCUCAGAGAGAUCCUGGACUUCGUAAAUCUGGCGUAGGAAAUGUGUUUAUCAAAAAUCUUGAUGAGUCAAUUGAUAACAAAGCCUUGUAUGAUACUUUUUCAGCAUUUGGGAAUAUUUUAUCUUGUAAGGUUGUUUGUGAUGAAAAUGGAUCAAGGGGUUAUGGGUUUGUUCACUUUGAGACUCAAGAAGCUGCCAAUCGGGCAAUUAACACCAUGAAUGGCAUGUUGCUCAAUGAUCGUAAAGUAUUUGUAGGACAUUUUAAAUCACGGAGGGAAAGGGAAAUGGAGUAUGGGGCCAAAGUGAUGGAAUUUACAAAUGUAUACAUCAAGAACUUUGGAGAAGAUAUGGAUGACAAGAGACUUAAGGAAAUAUUUUCUGCUUUUGGACACACGUUAAGCGUCAAAGUAAUGAUGGAUGAUAACGGUCGAUCACGGGGAUUUGGCUUUGUGAAUUAUGGAAAUCACGAAGAAGCACAGAAAGCUGUUGCUGAAAUGAAUGGCAAAGAAUUAAACGGCCGCAUGAUAUAUGUAGGUAGAGCUCAGAAGAGGAUAGAACGCCAAAGUGAAUUAAAGCGCAGAUUUGAACAAAUCAAACAAGAAAGAAUUAGCAGAUAUCAGGGUGUAAAUCUGUAUGUGAAGAACCUGGAUGAUGGUAUUGACGAUGACCGCCUCCGAAAAGAGUUCUCUCCUUAUGGUACCAUUACUAGUGCAAAGGUAAUGACAGAAGGAGGACACAGCAAGGGAUUUGGUUUUGUGUGCUUUUCCUCUCCAGAAGAGGCCACAAAAGCAGUGACAGAAAUGAAUGGAAGAAUAGUCAGUACAAAACCUCUUUACGUAGCACUCGCGCAACGGAAGGAGGAAAGAAAGGCCAUUCUUACCAAUCAAUACAUGCAGAGGCUGGCUACCAUGAGAGCAAUGCCUGGCCCUCUCGUUGGAUCAUUCCAAGCACCUACCAGCUAUUUCUUACCCGCUGUGCCACAGGUAAGCCAUCAGAAAUCGUUUUAUAAUCAAAGCCCUAUAGCAUCUGUACGUCCAGCACCUCAUUGGUCUUCACAGCAGGCAAGGCCUCCUCCGCAAUAUCAUCCACCGACGCCUAUCAUGCGAGCGGUUGCUCCAAGACGUGUUGCCUCCAAUAUAAGCACAAUGAAGCAGGCCUCAACACAAGUACCAAGGGUUGCACCACAGAGUCAGAGAGUAGCUAAUAUUGGUACCCAGACAGCAGGUGCUCGAGCUCAGGUUAACCCAAGCGCCAUGCGAACGAUGACACAGUACAAGUAUUCCAGCUCAGUGAGAAAUAUGCAGCAAAUGGGGAACGCAACGCACAUCCAGCAGGUGAUGGAGCCUGCUGUGCUGAUGCAAGGUCAAGAACCCUUAACUGCCUCCAUGCUUGCAGCAGCCCCACCACAAGAGCAGAAACAGAUGCUCGGUGAACGGAUUUAUCCUUUAGUCCAUCGGAUGCAUUCUGCGUUAGCUGGCAAGAUAACUGGAAUGCUACUGGAAAUCGAUAACUCGGAGCUGCUUCAUAUGCUGGAAUCUCCGGAAUCUCUUCACUCAAAGGUAGAAGAAGCUGUAGCAGUUUUGCAAGCACAUCAUGCUAAGGAGGGGUCUCAUAAAAGUGGAACGCCAUCUCUCAUAUGAUCUAUCCAUGACAUUAAUAACGUGUAACAUAUGUUCUUUAAACUGGUAGUUUCUAUGGGAUGCGCAAAGAACAUCAAGAUAUUGUAUGUAGUCCUAUUUAUGUUUAUGUGUGUCAGCGAUAUUAUGUACGAUAAAUCAAUUGUAUUUCUAGGAUCAAGCCUCUGUCAUGGCGACUAUUAAUUACAAAAAAUUAAUUUUGUGUGGUUUUUUUGUG
Messenger RNA from Spea bombifrons (plains spadefoot toad), 2110 nucleotides. It is a transcript of the gene PABPC1L, whose product is annotated as poly(A) binding protein cytoplasmic 1 like. The record is from RefSeq and is a predicted model, not a curated record. Gene Ontology annotation, cellular component: ribonucleoprotein complex; cytosol; nucleus. The coding region runs from base 1 to 1896 and encodes 631 amino acids. Gene Ontology annotation, molecular function: poly(A) binding; mRNA 3'-UTR binding; poly(U) RNA binding. NCBI's taxonomy places the organism in Eukaryota, Metazoa, Chordata, Amphibia, Anura, Pelobatidae. The transcript has 14 exons.